CCUUCACCAACCACGUUUUUGUUCACUUAGACUUAAUCUCAGUUCGCUAUCUUAAUGCCAAAAUAAUUCUUUCGAGAUCAGAGAAGUGGUUUGUGAUUAAGCCACAACCUGUGGACUUUAAGGCCCUGUUUGUACUAUGCUGUGCAGAAUCAGGGACUCGUGCAGGCUGGAAGAGGCCUCGGGGGUCUCCAGCCCAGCUCUUCCUCAAGCCAGGCCGACAGCAGGUUCAGCCCAGGCUACUCCGGGCUUGGUCCCGUCAGGUCUUGGAUCUUCUGCGGAUGGAAACUGCAGUCUUUCUGGGGAGAAGAGUUAUCUUUAAACAGUUCGGUGAAAUUGAGUAUUUUCUUUACGAUGGGUUCAAUUACUAUGAAAAAUCUAAAGCUUUCCAGAUUGACCCACAUACUGGUCAAAUCUGUGUGUCUCAAGAUAUUGACAGAGAGGAAGAUCCAGUUACUUACGAUCUCCUAGUCAAAGCUACAGAUGGGGGUGGACUGAGUGCCCAAGCUUUUGUUCGUAUUGAGAUAGAAGAUAUUAAUGAUAAUCAACCUACUUUUGAACAAGCCACCUAUGUGACAAGCAUCAGCAGUCACACACAGCCAGGAACAGAGAUCAUCAAUGUUGUUGCAACAGACAGAGACUCUGGAGUAUUUGGAACUGUCACCUAUGAACUUAUCCCAGGGGAAUUUUCUUCUCUUUUCGCAGUAGAUUCUUCUACAGGAAUUAUAUACUUGAUCUCCGCUCUUAGUCACCUGGAAGGCUCUGCGUUCGUUCUGACUGUUUCUGCCCAAGAUGGGGGUGGUCUUUCCUCUGCUGUUAAUGCAGCAAUCACAGUAAACAUCCUUCAGGCCACUUUGGCACCAGCCGUAUUUGAGAAAUCUCGGUAUGCUUUUUCUGUUCCUGAAGAUAUACCUGAAGGCAGCCCAGUUGGAACUGUAAAGGCCCAAGAACCUUUAAAUUCUUUAGAAGUGGUUUCUUACAGAAUUUCCUCUGGUGAUCCAUAUGGAAGAUUCUCUAUUGACCCGCAGUUUGGUAUCAUCCACACCCAAAAACAACUCGACCAUGAAACUCAGUCUGUUAUAUUACUCACUGUUCAGUCACAGUUGGGUAAUUCCCCGGUCUACAGUAGCACCCAGGUUAACAUAUCUGUGUUGGAUAUCAAUGACAACCCUCCAGUAUUUCUUACCAAAUCUGGUAAAAUAAUUAUUUCACAUACCCUGCCUCCUGGCACAGCUAUCUACAUUGCUCAUGCAGAAGAUAAAGACAGUGGCCUAAAUGCAGUAAUCAAAUACAGUAUGGCAAAUGAGCAAUCAAAUGCAUUCAGUAUUGAUCCAAGCUUUGGAGUGGUGAACCUCACCAGGACAGUGUUUGCAGAUAAGCAGCAGGAAUAUACUUUACACAUAGAAGCAGAAGACCAUGGAAAUCCCCCUCUGAGUUCUGUGUUGAAGUUGUCAGUGAUUAUUGAAGAGCAAAAGAUGGGCCCCACUCUGGCUUUUGAAAAAUUGGUGUAUCAAGUGGAAAUCAGUGAAGCCUCCUUGCUGGGUGUCCAAGUCCUUCAAGUUCAAGCCCACUCACUAGAUCCACACCAUGUCAGCUCCAAGCUGACAUAUUCCCUAGAGUCUAGUACAGAUUCUGUUGCUUUUGGAAUCAGCUCUGAUACUGGCUGGAUUUAUUUGCAGAAACAUUUGAACUAUGAAUAUACACAGAUAUUAAGUUUUAGAGUCCUAGUUAGUACCUUAGGGGACCAAAGCUCCAAGCAAAAUGCAAGUACUUUAGUAAUAGUUAAUGUGCUAGAUGAAAAUGAUAAUUCCCCCAUAUUUUUACAUAAUGACUACUUCUUCAAAAUGGAGGAAAAUCCAGUUCCCAGGGGUGUUGUUGGCACAGUCACAGCUGUUGACAAAGACUCAGGAAGAAAUGGACAACUCUCCUAUAUCAUCUUGUCUGAUGAGACAUAUUUCAAGAUGAAUUCCAACACAGGUGAAAUUAUAAACUGGGUUGCAUUAGACCAUGAAAAGCAAUCUCACCACCAGUUGACUAUCCUGGUGACCGAUCAUGGCUCACCACGACUUAAUGCCACAACAACUGUCUAUAUCUCAGUCACUGACAUCAAUGACAACAAGCCUGUCUUCCCGCAGAUUACAUCUGGAAAAGAACUAACUGUCAAGGUUUUGGAAGGGCAGCCAUCGGGGACACUCAUCACCAAUAUCUUUGCAAAAGACUUUGAUGCUGGGAGCAAUGCUGAAGUAUUAUACUCAAUAGAAUCAGAAGAGGGUACAGGGUACUUCGAGAUUGACAUAAUCAGCGGAGAGCUAAGAACAACUCAAUCCCUGUCAUAUGCUGAGAGAUCAAAUUACAGAAUGGUGGUCACAGCCAAGGACCAAGGAAUCCCUUCACUUCAAGGACAUGCUGCCGUGUGCAUCCAG
Messenger RNA from Tinamus guttatus (white-throated tinamou), 2420 nucleotides. Lineage: Eukaryota; Metazoa; Chordata; Aves; Tinamiformes; Tinamidae. The record is from RefSeq and is a predicted model, not a curated record.